AUGGUGGUGGAGCUGUGCGAGACGACCGGUGGUGUUGGGGUUGCUGUGUGGUCGGAAGGGAAAGGGGGAUUCCAUGAAGCUCCUUCUUGUUUUGUUGUAGAGUAUCUAGAAGUGGUUGAACCUUCAUUGGAAUUUGUGAUUACGUCAAAGGACAUCACAAACACCGGAGCUCCGGCGACAUUGUUAGUUUUUAACAACGAAAAAGGUUUUUCACCUAAGAAUAUCGAAUCAAUUUGUAGCGUCGGACGUUCUACUAAGAAAGGCAUCCGUAAUCGUGGUUAUAUAGUCGAGAAAGCCGUCGGCUGUUUAAGGAGGAGCUGUCGGAGAGUCGGAGACAACCGGCCAACCACGAAAAACUGCUACGGGAGUCCGUCGCACCUCAGAACCUGGUUCAGUGACUAUUUAACAAGGCUAAUGGAAAGAUUUCUAAAAAGAAAACCAUCAACACGAAUUGGAUUCAAGAGUGUCUUUUUGGUAACAACUCAGCCACACAUUUUCAGUAAUGGCUAUCAGAUCAAAUUUAAUGAAAAACCAUGCCAGCAGUGCAAAGUUGGCUAUAUUGUUCCUGAAUGGGUUGAUGCGAAUGAUCCAAUGCUAUCUGCCAUUAAAACCAUAUAUGGUUCAGCUACUACCCUCCUAUUGCCUACCACAACUCUAGUACUUCCUUUAAAGCCAGAGAAAGUCAAACCAGUCAAGGAUCAGCUCUCAAGUCUCCAUCCUGAACUUCUAUUAUUUCUUUCAAAUAUAAUACGCCUUUCUAGCACGGAUGCUGAUUCGUACACACUUCAUCAUACUACUGAUGAUGAUAUUGGAGGUGAAGUUGAGAGAGAAUGUGGGUACUACUACUACAUGUGGAAACAAAGAUUUCAUGUGAAGCUGGAAAAUAAAGUUGAUGUUAGAAGAGAGGUAGAAGAACGGAUUUUCUAUUGGCUUCACCAAGAAGACGUUUACAUACAACUUCUGUUAUUCAUCGCACAAAGUUGGGGGUCUUGUUUUUACAAGACCAACAUGAAGAAUACACCAUUGAUCAAGUAUGUUGGGAAGGAUGGAAAUGUUGGUUUAGUUACUCCUGUCUCUGCAGGUAGAAACAAGCUGCUGGCUGCAGAUUGUGAUCAUAUAUCAUGGUUGAUUAAUUGGAACACAGAGUUUGGAUGUUCAACUGGUGAAAAGCUUGUUUUGUUUGUUAAAGCUUAUGAUAUUCCAAAUCUAUCUCCCCCGAAUGCUGCUAUUCCUACUCUCUCUUCUCCUCUCACCAAAAGAAACACAUUCUUGCUUCUAGCAUGGGUUCGCAAGUUAAAAAAAACAUCAGGGGUUGGUAUUAAUUUACCAGAAAGGUUUUUAUCUUCAAUAAAAAAUGGCAGCUGGUUGAAGAUUUAUUCGGGUGGAAGUCCCGGGUACGGCCCGCCCGCCGGGUCAUUCAUGCUAGUCUCAGACUCAACAUCAAUCGGGAACCUUGUACAGUAUGCAUCAGGUCUUGUACAUUUUCCUGUGGUAGAUGUGAAGUUUUAUGGUGACGAGAUAAAGAAUUACAAAGAUGAGUUAGAAACGAUUGGUGUUAGGUUUGAGGACAUGGACGCCUGUGAAUUUAUGGGUAAGCGUUUCAUGGAUCUUGCAGCUUCUUCUAAGCUUACCAAAGACAAUGUCCUUUGGAUGCUUAAGCUUAUUAAGUAUCUAGGAGGAGCGGAUCCAAGAAGUGAUUUGUUGAUUAAAAUUAUGAGAGGAGAAAAAUGGGUUAGAACAAGUCAAGGUGAUAUGACUCCUGGCAAUUCUGCUUUGUUCAGUAAGGAGGAAUGGCAAGCUGCUGCAUGUAUAAGUAACAUCCCAUUCAUAGAUGAAGACUACUAUGGUGAAGAGAUACUUUGUUUCAAGGAUGAACUAGAUCUUCUGGUGUGUAUGUGA
Molecule: messenger RNA, 1899 nt
Organism: Lactuca virosa
Lineage: Eukaryota; Viridiplantae; Streptophyta; Magnoliopsida; Asterales; Asteraceae
Source: the annotation of a GenBank genome assembly